AUGGCUCCAGCCCAGCAGACUGUGGAGACAGCAGGAAGACUUAUAAGGAGGGAUCUUGGCUCCUGCAGCCAUUUCCCCUGCAGGGCUGAGCUCUUUGGCUGGCUGGCCACUUCCUUAGCAGAGGGGCUGCUGGCAGGGGCAACAUCUGAGCAGGUCAUGAAGCCUCAAGAGACUGAGCUCGUCACUGAAAUCUCCAAGUUGCAAUGCAUGGUCUCGGAGCUGAAGACGGGGUUCACCAGCGCUCUGCUGGAGCUCAGUCAGAUCCAACAUGGAGACACGUACCUGAGGGAGGAGCUGGAGGACAACAGGAGGAGCUGCCAGAAGAAAGCUCUCCGUCUGGAGGCGCUGGUGGAGUCUCUGAGGGAAGAGCUUGGAGUGAUGAGGUGUCAGGUCUUGCAGCUGUACAGUAACAGACAGAGACCUCAGCAGGAUGGAAAGAGCUCCUCAUCCAAACACAGAGAGAGCAGCGAUCCAGCAGAACCGGCCUGUGGGUGGAGGCAGUGUGACUGUUCUUCUGCUCCACCCGCCUGUCUGUCCAGAGGGAAGCUGCUCCUCCACUGUUUCCUGCAGGGCCUCAAAGCAGGACUGAGCGAAGGCACAGAUGCACGACAUCAGGUGGCGAUGCAGCUUCUACAUUCUGAGUGGGAGUACGUGUCAUAUUUAAACCAGCUGUAUGAUAAAUACAAAACACCGCCAGCUCACCAGAUGACUGUGGAGCCGUAUCAGACAUAUCUGAAGUUUGUGGAGCAGCUGUUACAGCGACACCUGCUGUUCAGAAACACUCUGCAGGAGAGAUUAACCGCUGAACACUGGAAGUCUCUGGUUGGAGACAUCCUGGUGCAGCUUAUCGGACAAAACGAUACAGCCUUUUCAGACAUGUACCUUGGAUACACAACCACCCUGGCAUCAUUCCUCUCGCUGGAGUUCAACAGAAUAAAUAAUUCUGAGAAAAUGCAGAAAACGCAGAGCGGCCAGAUGGAGAGAGAGGAAAUGAAGCUGCUCUCCCUGCUGUUGGCACCUGUGUCACGUAUCCACGGCUACCUGAGCCACAUUCAGAGCCUGCUGCAGUGGACGGGUAAAGAGCAUCCUGACUGCAGCCUCCUGCUGGGAACCGAGCGAGCUCUGAGGAGCCUUUUGUCCCGUUGUCAUGUGAUGCUGGAGGAAGACGUCCGGUGGGAGGAAGGAGAAGAAGCUGAGCAAAGCAGCUGCUCUGAUGCAGUGGCAGGUGGAUCCUCUGCAAAGUGCUGCACAAAGAGCCAACAGACCAGAGAGGCUCAGCGUCAGGCCAACACUGCAGCUCAGAGAGACGACCAGCAGGCGCUCAGUAACGGAGUCGACGGAUGUCACUCGAUGCGUCUGGAGUGCUGGUCCUGCAGCCCGGUGAGGAGGAAGGGCUGUGGCAGAGACCUGACCCUCCUGAACCAGCCGGCCCGAGACUGUGGACACGCCCGCUGCUCCCUCCUCACCCCCGACGCCGCAGCAUGGGGAGAGCACAGCGACUCGGGCCAGGGCACCUACAGCCAGCUCACCGGGAAAGGCACCAACGGGCUGGAGGCACCACCUCACGGCCACCGCGGCCUUGUGGACUGCGAGACGGACCAGGACGACACCUCGGCCUUCGACUACUCCUCCGUCUCCUCCUGCAGCCCCGACCCCACCCUGCGCAGGGAGACGACGGGCAGCAACAGUGGUGAGGAGGAGGAUGAGGAUGAGGAGGAGGAGGAGGAGGAGGAGGAGGAGGAGGAGGACAGCCAGGUGCCGGUGCUGUUGAAGCCCUCAUACAGCCAGCAGCAGCAGCAGUCACGGGAGGCACACAGGGAGAGGACUGUGUGUCUGAGGUGGCAGAUUCCCAGGUUGACCCCUCACCCUCCUCUGAGAAGCAGUGCAGGGCCGUGUGGGGACGGGCCGACGCCGUGCCUCGUCAGCUCCUACGGGAAGAGGCUGGUCAAUGUCAGGAAGGGGUCGCCUCCUUUACACCUAAAAAGUGCCUUCAGGCCCAUCUGGGACGAUCCAUCCAAACAGGCUGAUGCAGCUCCAGAGAAAGACAGCAGACAAGGCUUCAUACCGAUUCAAGCUCCAGCGAGGCAAAACUAUCAGAAUUUCAACCCGAGCAGAGAAAAUCUGAGACCAGGCCUGUCUGUGCAGAGAGGAAACCACGCAGCAGGCCUGAGCGGUGGAGGAUUGUGGGAGGACAGUGAGGACAGCGAGGGUCCCUGCAGCACCGUUUGACCCCCGUUUGACCCCCGCAGAGAGGACUAUCAAUAAAAUAAAAUAAACUGUUCCACACAAAACUUUGAGGUCACAAACGUAAG
Molecule: messenger RNA, 2312 nt
Organism: Anoplopoma fimbria (sablefish)
Lineage: Eukaryota; Metazoa; Chordata; Actinopteri; Perciformes; Anoplopomatidae
Exons: 15
Coding region: 1-2229 (742 amino acids)
Molecular function (GO): guanyl-nucleotide exchange factor activity
Source: RefSeq, a predicted model, not a curated record